This is a messenger RNA of Mytilus trossulus (common blue mussel), 1069 nucleotides long. RefSeq names its product INO80 complex subunit E-like. The record is from RefSeq and is a predicted model, not a curated record. The transcript is spliced from 8 exons. Gene Ontology annotation, cellular component: nucleus; Ino80 complex. NCBI's taxonomy places the organism in Eukaryota, Metazoa, Mollusca, Bivalvia, Mytilida, Mytilidae. Gene Ontology annotation, biological process: chromatin remodeling. Bases 103 to 735 code for a protein of 210 amino acids.
UUCACGUUUAUUUCGUUAGCUUACUUUGGUUAACCGGAAGUAAAAGGAUGACAGGAAGUAUCAAAGGGAGAAAAUCGAAAUUUUAAUGUUUACCAUCACAUCAUGAUGCCAAUUCCAGAAGGACAAAUUCAUCACCAAGAACACCAGGUUGAAUAUAGAGAAAAAUACAAAGCAUUAAAAAAGAAAUUAAAGUUUUUGGUAUAUGAACAAGAGUGUUUCUUAGAAGAAUUAAGGAAGUCACAGAGAAAACUUCUAAAGAUCACUAGAGAUAGAAGUUUCUUGCUAGACAGAUUGUUACAGUAUGAAAAAUUAGAUGAUUCAUCAGAUGAUUCAGAUGCUACAGCAUCCAGUGACAGUGAAAAUGAUGGGCACAGUGCAGGUAAAAAGAGAAAAGCACUAGAGAGUUUAGGAUUUGAAUUUGGAACAGAUCCCACAUUGUAUAUGGCAGCUAGUGCACAGAGUAGAGCUAAUAUACCAACUUCAUCAGAACCUGUGAAGAAAAGAUCAAAACCAAGUGCAAAGAAAGGGAAAGGAGGUAAAUUAUCACAUCAAGAGCCACAGUUAACAAGAGAAGAAGUAGAAAAGCGACUAGAAUCUCGUCAGAUAUCAUUUGGUAUUGAGAAAGCACCAAUGAUGUUACCAAUGGAGAUAUUCAGCCAUGAUAACUCUAAUCAAGACAGUGAAGGAAAUGACAGAGAUGAUGAUGACUCAGAUUUAGUGAUAGACACACAAUAAAGAUACAUUCAAUUAUUUACCAUGUUGGAUUAUUUACCACAGUGGAUUAUUUACCAGAUGUGUUCAAGUACAUAGCUAUCAAAAUGUAUUUGUUUAUGUGUUUAUUUACAUUAAAAUCCUGACAAGACUGAACAAGCAUGAAAUGUUUAUGUUAGAAUGUUUCAGUGUGUUGGUGUACUCCUCUUUUGACAGUGCUUAUGAAAGAGAACAUUGUUUAUCUUAUUUAACACAGUAGAACUGUUACAUUAAAGAUUUAGUGUAGUUACUAACUAUACAAUUCAUAAUCUGUUGUGUUAGUUAUGUGUACUUUUUUAAAAAAAAGAUUUAAAAUUGG